Molecule: messenger RNA, 1938 nt
Organism: Paramuricea clavata
Lineage: Eukaryota; Metazoa; Cnidaria; Anthozoa; Malacalcyonacea; Plexauridae
Source: the annotation of a GenBank genome assembly
AUGGCAUCGCCAUUGUUGCCAAAGCGCGGCAGGCCAAAACUAAGCAUUGAAGUUCACCGGAUUGGCCUACGAAUGGACGUCUAUAACGAGUGGCAGGUACAAAAAGAUUUGGUUGGAAUGGCUGAGAAAACCCAUAGUGAAUUCGCUAGUCACCUACUGCAAAUGUGUGAAGAAAUGAGAGUGCGUGAAAACAAUCAACAAUGCUCAACUCCAUCGAGUCAAUCCCAAGGGCAAGGUGAGUUCAUUAUAAAUUAUACGCCAUGAUUAUUCUUCCAACACCUAUGAUUUUAAGGAAAUGGAAUCUUUGUAUUGUAGUAUUUGUAUUUUAUUCAUAUAUGCUUGAUUAUUUACAGUACGAGUGGAUAAAUGUUGGAACAAAUUUUAAUUAUAAUACAAAUAUUUGUUUUUUGUUCCAUCAGGUCAUGUUGUCCAGUCUACGCCAUCACGACUUGUUAGAAGAUCACUACUUCAUGAAGAUAUUCAUCUGUCACCUAUUCUGGCUGACGAAUCUGAGAUUGAUAAGUAGAUUCUAGAUAGAAAUAGAACUUUCCCACACCAUUCCAAAUAUAAGCUCCCCCCCCCCGAAUAUAAUCCCCCCCACAUAUUGAAUAUAAUAUCAUUUUUGUUUCUUUUCAUGUUUAUAAUUAACAAUAAAUACUUGGUUACCAAUGUUGUCCAUGUAUAAGCCCCCUGUAUAUACUGUAAGGUGUAUAAGCCCAUCAAAAAACACUUACAAAAUUUAUAUAAGCCCAGGGCUUAUAAUCAGGGGUUUACGGUAUUCGCUCACUAUUUUCAGGACAGUAGAUGUUCCAUGCGUCGAUUUGUCCCAGUUUGGAUGUUAGCAGAAUUGAGAGUCUGUGCACAAGCAUCAACCCUGAAUUUGGAAUGUUUCCUGGUAGGCUGUCAUCAGAAUCGGAAAGUGAGAGAUCUGAAUCUUCAGAAACAACAAGGUGAACAUUACUUUAUAGUAUUAUCAAGUGCAUAAAUUAUGAUACUAUGACUACACUUGGAAAUAUCCAGAGUUAGCUACAGUAGAUAUAAUAUUUUAAUACUUUUUCCAUUUGUGCACUGCAUUAACAUAUUUUUAAUUUAUAAACAAGCUGCUCGGAUUUGCUCAGUUCAGAAUAUGCUAUGUAUGAUGCUGAUGAGGAUGAUAUGGAUAAUUUUGAAUGGUGUGACGACAGUUUUUAUGACAAAGGUUUCAUUGAUGUUGACGAUGAUACUAUUCAAUUACACCUAUGGUGUUUACACUUGCACUUGUUGUCUGUGACUUGACUUCUAUUGUGAUUUUCUUCUUCUGAUGGAUGUGAAUGAGUAGAUGAGUUAUCAAUGUUCUGAGUACAUAUAUACCCUCAUCUGAACAUUCAUAAUUCAUUCACUCUUUCACAUCCAUCAGAAAAAGAAAGUCGCACCUAAAAUUUCAGCAAAAAGUGGAAAAUAUAAAAAUUGUGAAGUCAUGUGAAGUAAUGAUUUAUUUAUUAGACACACCAGCAAGCUAGAAAAUUUCAAUUCAAUGCUUUUGAAAUAUACACCAAAGCGAGUUGGAUUUCAGUAAGUAAUAUGUAAUCGUAAAUAAUGUAUUUACUAAUGUAUUUGCAACACUCACUCUUUGUCUGGUGUUAGAUGAUAUUGUGGCCACAUAUGGGCAUGUUGCUGUCAUUGUAGCUUAAUGGAUUUCAAAUUGAAAGUCAAGACAAUUAUGUCAAUUUAUUUAUUAAACUACAACAUUGUUUUAGGAAUGACUCAUUUAUAGCAAGAACAUUACUUGCAGCUAUUGACCACAACAGCCAUCUCUUCAGACAAGCAGCUUUGAACAGGGAUGGAAAGAAGAAAUACAACAAAGUGUACAGCAAGCGUUCAAAAAACUGGAGAGUGACGGCUGUAUUAGAAGAGAAGACCUAUGACUUCUGGCCAGCUCUAACUUCUGGCAUCCUGUAG